Molecule: messenger RNA, 444 nt
Organism: Plasmodium coatneyi
Lineage: Eukaryota; Apicomplexa; Aconoidasida; Haemosporida; Plasmodiidae
Exons: 3
Coding region: 1-444 (147 amino acids)
Source: RefSeq, a predicted model, not a curated record
AUGAAAAAACGUUCGGGGAAAUAUAUUCUACUUUCAUCUUGCGUUUUAAGCCUUGGAAUUUACUACUACGUGAAGACGACAAAGUACUCGGAUUACAGGAGGAGAAAAAUGAAAAAGAUAAGUUCGUUGGUAAGAGAAUUUAGAGGAUUAUUGAAAAAGAAAAAUGGCAACAGAAACCAGUCGUCUAUAUUAAGCAACAUAAAAAUACAAAACAUUUACGCAAAUAAUAAAAUUAACAAAAGGGAGCAUUACGUUUAUUUUAAGGAGUAUGACAUAAAAAGUAACGAUUGCAGUCACUCACGUGUUGCCAAAACGAAAAGACUAUUCAGUAGCGAAAGAAGUAAAUACAAAAAUGCUAUUCUCUUUGCUACCAUCGGAUCCACCAUAGGGAUAGUUUCCUUCGUGUAUUUUAUAUCACCACAAUGGAAUGAUUACUACUACUGA